Molecule: messenger RNA, 2393 nt
Organism: Punica granatum (pomegranate)
Lineage: Eukaryota; Viridiplantae; Streptophyta; Magnoliopsida; Myrtales; Lythraceae
Source: RefSeq, a predicted model, not a curated record
AUAGACUACAGUCAAGUCGGACUCUCUCCUCGCAAAGCAUCUGAGCCGUUUCCGUACUGCUGGCUGCUUUCAAUCUCACAGUCACAGAGACAGUCUCUCUCUCUCUCUCUCUCUCUCUCUCUGGAUCUUCGAGCUGAGCUUUGCUUUCGCUUGUAGAAUGUGAAACCCUGGCUUUGCUUAGCUUAAGCUCGUUGAUUGGGGCCCUCUCUUGCGAGAUCUGUGCUGAGCCAACAGGGGGGCAGGAGCAGAUUCUCCUUGAGAAUGGGGAAUUGUUGCAGAUCUCCAGCUGCCGUUGCCCGAGAGGACGUGAAAUCGAGCUUCACCGGCCACGACCACGGCAAACGUGACUCCACCGCCGGGAAGAAGGCCCCGAUCACCGUCCUUACUGGCGUCCCCAAGGAGAACAUCGAGGACCGCUACCUGAUCGACCGGGAGCUCGGCCGGGGCGAGUUCGGGGUUACCUACCUAUGCAUUGAGCGGGACACCAGGGAGCUGCUCGCCUGCAAGAGCAUCUCCAAGCGGAAGCUCAGGACUGCGGUCGACAUCGAGGACGUGAGGCGUGAGGUGGCAAUUAUGAAGCACCUGCCUCGGGACUCCAGCAUCGUCAGCCUGAAGGAGGCGUGCGAGGACGAUAAUGCCGUUCAUUUGGUGAUGGAGCUCUGUGAGGGCGGUGAGCUUUUCGACCGGAUAGUGGCCAGAGGGCACUAUACGGAGAGAGCUGCCGCAGCCGUCACCAGAACCAUUGUGGAAGUGGUGCAGCUCUGUCAUAAGCAUGGGGUCAUUCAUAGAGAUUUGAAGCCCGAGAAUUUCUUGUUUGCGAAUAAGAAAGAGAACUCGCCUCUCAAAGCUAUUGAUUUCGGAUUGUCCAUUUUCUUUAAGCCAGGGGAGAAGUUCUCAGAAAUUGUUGGAAGCCCGUACUACAUGGCUCCAGAGGUGCUCAAGCGGAACUAUGGGCCGGAGAUAGAUAUAUGGAGUGCUGGUGUUAUUCUCUACAUCUUGUUAUGUGGGGUACCCCCUUUUUGGGCUGAAUCUGAGCAAGGAGUUGCACAGGCCAUCCUCCGUGGGAUAAUAGAUUUUAAACGUGAUCCUUGGCCACAUAUAUCGGAAAGUGCUAAAAGUUUGGUCAGGCAGAUGUUGGAACCCGAUCCAAAGCUGCGACUAACUGCGAAACAAGUGCUUGAGCAUCCUUGGCUCCAAAAUGCUAAGAAAGCUCCCAAUGUUCCCCUUGGUGAUGUUGUCAAGUCACGGCUGAAGCAGUUUUCGGUGAUGAAUAGAUUCAAAAGAAAGGCGCUGAGGGUUAUUGCUGAUUUCUUAUCCACUCAAGAAGUCGAAGACAUAAAAGAAUUGUUCAAGAAGAUGGACACAGAUAAUGAUGGAAUUGUCUCCAUUGAAGAACUGAAAGCUGGUCUAAAGAAUUUCGGUUCUCACCUUGCAGAGUCGGAAGUUCAGAUGCUUAUAGAAGCAGUGGAUACAAAUGGAAAAGGAUCGUUGGACUAUGGUGAAUUUGUUGCAGUCUCUCUCCACCUUCAGAAAAUGGCCAAUGAUGAACAUCUCCGUAAGGCCUUCUCCUUUUUCGACAAGGAUGGCAAUGGUUACAUUGAGCCCAACGAGCUCAGAGAAUCAUUAAUGGAGGAUGGAACAGAUGAUUGUACCGAUGUAGCAAAUGACAUCUUUCAAGAAGUGGAUACUGAUAAGGAUGGAAGAAUUAGCUAUGAUGAAUUCGUUGCUAUGAUGAAGACUGGAACAGACUGGAGAAAGGCAUCUCGUCACUACUCAAGAGGGAGAUUCAACAGCCUGAGCAUAAAGCUGAUGAAGGAUGGUUCACUCAACCUGGGAAAUGCAUAGCAGCAUCACGUACAGAAGAACUCGGAUUUCAGAAUUUAUCCGUGCGAGAACUGAACUGAACUAAAUCAUUUUGGAUGCAUCGUAUAUGUGACUAUUUGGUUGCCUGUCUGAUUAUUUGUUGGAGUUCUGUGCUCAGUCGCCAAGGGCCCAUCUGUUUAGCAGCUGACGAGGAUUGGCAAGUUGCGUGGCAGACGUUGGUCCUUAUGAACAUGAAGCUUCAACCAUGCCCAAGGCAAGUGUAAUUCUUACCAUCCAUCCCAGCCAUGUCGUCUUUUAGGGUUUGCAAAGUGAUGCACUAUAGUUUUUGUGAAGAGGAAAUGUCCGCCUUCUUCGGCAGUAGGACCUAGCGUUUCUCGCUCCCAGAGUCUGUCCGGUCUUGUCUUAAAGCUGCUGGUGCUGUAAGGCAUGGGAUAAGUGGUGGUGUUUCUCGACCUUGGAAGGUUUGAAAACUCAUAAUAUGGUGUUUGAUGAAAAUGACCGGAACAUUGUAGUGGACAUACAACUAAUGUUACCAAGUGCUUGCUGUCCUUGCGUUUCGCUUCAGUUGU